UAUUCUUCCCGCCGCGCCGCAACGUUUCAUGGGUCUGACGUGGCAGAAAUCCGAUACAUGUGGAGAGCAACAUCCUCGACCCCGUACCGGAUAAAAUCGUACGUAAACAAAAUCGAAAACGGGAAGAAGGGAACGAACCAGAGCAAGCGAGAUGGAGAAUCGACGCCGAUCCAACCGUUCGUUUCCAACGACCACUCAACCGCCAUCCGCUCGAUCAAAAAACUCCCACCCAAGUUCUCUCUCCCCCAACGCGCGCGCGCAGGCGAUGGCGAGCACGCGCCUGCAAAAGCAAAUGCGAAAGGCCAAAAGCGAUCCUGUACUGUCAGUGAGUCGAGGUUCGUUUCCGUUUCGUCUCCCCGUCUCGUUUCUCUCACUGACUCACUCAACCGGCCGUGGGGCGAAUCUUCCCCGAGCUUCUGGAAAGGUUUAACUCUCGAUGGCGGAGCCGAAGCGGGCCUCCGGCAUGGUCAAGUGGUUCAGCGCCCAGAAGGGCUUCGGCUUCAUCGCCCCCGACGACGGCGGCGGCGACCUCUUCGUCCAUCAGACCUCCAUCCGCUCCGACGGCUUCCGCACCCUCUUCGAGGGCCAGCUGGUGGAGUUCUCCGUCGAGUUGGGCGAGGACAUGCGGACCAAAGCCGCCGAUGUGGCGGUCUUGGACCGAUCUAGCCGCGGCGGAGGAGGAGGGAGGGGCUGGUAUGGGGGAGGCCGGCUCGGCCGCGGCGGCUACGGGAGAGGUGGAGGUGGGCGGAGAGGAGGAGGCUACGGUGGAGGUGGAGGAUACAUCAGCGGCCGCGGUGGAGAAGGUGGCGGCGGCGUCGGCGGGGCUUGUUAUAAUUGCGGAAGAAUGGGGCACUUGGCCCGGGAUUGCUACCAGGGAGGUGACCGCGGUGGCGGCGGCGGGAGAGGAGGACGGAGAUUCGGUGGUGGCAGAGGAUACUACGGCGGUGGCGGAGGAUUUGGUGGUGGUGGUGGUGGUGGAAGGGGGUGUUUCAAUUGUGGCGAAGAAGGGCAUUUAGCCAGGGAUUGCCCUAAUGAGCAGGAAUGAGCGCUUCUUUGUUCAAUCCAUUUGUGGUGGCUCCAAUUUGGGAUUUGGUGGCUUAAAAACCUUCCCUUUGGUUGUCACCAUUUUGAUGGUCCUAUCUCCCAUGGGUUGCUUUCAUGAAGAUGGUUGAAGUUCAUCCAUUCGGAAAGAAUGAACAAGGACCAAGUCCAUAUACAUGUGGGCGCGUGAGUUCACAGAAACCUUAUCUUGUUCUCGUUGGCAUUGUGUGACGAAUUUGACGCUGCGAAUCUGCUACCUUUAUCACCAUGUUAUUUUCAGGAUACAAUUAGUAGUGGGCCUUCCUGAUUCACAAGGUUGUGUCUGCUUCUUGAUCUUAUCUUCUACAUCUAAAGGUUGCCUUUUCCUUUUAGUGGAUCCUCUGCCUCUAUAGCAGGAAAAUCGCCACCUUGUAUCUUAGUAUCUUAUGUAUGGUCCCAGACUGAAUCGGGAUAUCUAUUUCUUUUUGUUGUUGGAAUUCUUUAGCUCAAGGCCUGCAAUGCUAAUGUUCAUUUAAAUGAGAUGUCAUGCUUAAAGAUAUUGAACUUGAGAUUUCGCCAUAAGUUGCUUGGGCUAAAUCUGGAAAGUGGCUUGAAAUUGGCUCCCUUAUGCUCAUAUGUCUCCCAGGAGAUGGUUUUCAGAAGGCAUGCUGCUGUAAUGGCCAUGAGAGAAAUAUGUUGUCACUUGACGCUAGCCGAUAUGAGAAACUACUGCUGCAUUUAUUGCAUAACAUAUCAAAUUGCAGACCUUGCAACUCGUGCUUAUGCAAGUGCGACAUUUAUGAACUAGAACUAAAACUAACAGAUUAAGUAGAUUUGAUUGAAACUAAAGAAAUAUGGAUGAAGUUUCUGUACAAACUUUUAUUUGCCGGAUUCAUGUCUUUGCUGAGACAGGUCAGGUUGCCACUUGUAGGCUCAGAUCUAUCAGUGGUAUUCUCACGGCAAGAGGAGCUAUUUUUAUUUAAGUUCUUUGAUCAAUUUAUUGCUCCUUUUUAACUCCUUUUUUACUCUCUCUCUCUCUCUCUCAGAGAGGCCUUGCUGAGCUUUUUUUUUUUUGUUUUUUUGUUUUUAUAUAAUGUCCUUUAUCCUUUUCUUGUGGAGGAUAAUAGAAGAUAGUUGAUGUUCAUUUGUUCUGUCGGAGCGCAAGAACCUACUGUGCCAAGUAACUCAUAGUCUAACGAGUAACAGUGUGGCCUUACCAGUUUUUGUUCUGAAUGAUUAUCACUGUCAGAUUGUUCUCUCCUUUUCCGGGGGCAUAUUUACUGCCAAAUAACUCAUAGUCUAAAGAACAACAGCCUAACAGGAUUCGUUCUGAUUCGGCUUUUCUGGGCAUAACUAGUGCACGCACUUUCCAAGAGCAAUUUCUUAGCCAUGGUUUGACCUGUGCUAAUAGAUUACAUCUUCUUUUUCUCUUUUAAUCAGAUAAGGAAACCGUGGCUUUCGUUUCUGUAUGGCAUUGUUGAACAGACCACUUGAAGGUCAUUGAAUGCAUACUUUUGAGCAAAUCCGAAUUUUCAGUCUGUGUUUGUUGAUCAGGAUGCUAGAAAUGUGUGCAGUCGUUAUUGUGAAUUCUUGUGUUGCUGCACUAGUUCUCAGUUCCAAUGAUAUCAA
Rhodamnia argentea is the source of this 2649-nucleotide messenger RNA. Its product is annotated as cold shock protein 2-like. The record is from RefSeq and is a predicted model, not a curated record. The transcript has 2 exons. Bases 437 to 1045 code for a protein of 202 amino acids. Gene Ontology annotation, molecular function: zinc ion binding; nucleic acid binding. Lineage: Eukaryota; Viridiplantae; Streptophyta; Magnoliopsida; Myrtales; Myrtaceae.